Prunus armeniaca (apricot) is the source of this 987-nucleotide messenger RNA. The record is from the annotation of a GenBank genome assembly. Lineage: Eukaryota; Viridiplantae; Streptophyta; Magnoliopsida; Rosales; Rosaceae.
AUGAAGGAAGAAGAAAGCCUCAUGUCCACCCAAACCCAACUUAUGCACUACUGGGGCAACACCCCAGAGCAAGAAUACUACAAUCUCCAAGGCAUCAAAGCCUCCAAAUCCUUCUACACCUCGCCCAGGGGCCUCAAGCUCUUCACCCGGCAAUGGCUGCCCCUCCUCUCCCCUCCACGUGGCCUCAUCUUCAUGGUCCACGGCUACGGCAACGACAUCAGCUGGACCUUCCAAGCCACCCCAAUUUUCCUCGCCCAACAGGGUUUCGCCUGCUUCGCUCUCGACCUCGAAGGCCACGGCCAAUCCCACGGCCUCAGGGCCUUCGUCCCCGACGUCCAUCUCGUGGUCCAAGACUGCCUCGCUUUCUUCACCCUGGUCAAGCAGCAAGAACCCCAAUUUCUAAACGUCCCCUGUUUUCUCUACGGCGAGUCCAUGGGCGGCGCCAUUUGCCUUCUGAUCCACUUCGCGGAGCCGGAAGCUUUUCAAGGUGCGAUUUUGGUGGCACCUAUGUGUAAAAUUUCUGAUAAGGUGAAACCCAGGUGGCCAAUUCCUCAAAUUCUGACGUUCGUGGCCAGAUUCUUUCCCAGCUUGGCCAUUGUGCCCACCGCGGACCUCAUGUACAAGUCUGUGAAGGUGGAGGAGAAGAAGAUCAUAGCGAAUAUGAAUCCGAUGAGGUACAGAGGAAAGCCGAGAUUGGGGACGGUAGUGGAGUUGCUCAAAGUGACGGAGUACGUGAGUCAGAGAUUGGGCGAUGUGAGUCUUCCGUUCAUUGUGUUGCAUGGAAGCGCAGAUGUUGUGACUGAUCCGAAUGUGAGCAGAGCAUUGUAUGAAGAGGCCAAGAGUGAGGAUAAGACGAUCAAGAUUUAUGAAGGGAUGAUGCAUUCCUUGCUGUUUGGGGAGACUGAUCAAAAUGUUGAUAUUGUUCGUGCUGAUAUUCUUUCUUGGUUGAAUCAUAGAUGCCAUGCCAGAGGAGGAGGAGCUGAAUGA